Brassica oleracea var. oleracea is the source of this 1581-nucleotide messenger RNA. RefSeq lists its product as uncharacterized. Bases 158 to 1408 code for a protein of 416 amino acids. The transcript is spliced from 7 exons. The record is from RefSeq and is a predicted model, not a curated record. Lineage: Eukaryota; Viridiplantae; Streptophyta; Magnoliopsida; Brassicales; Brassicaceae.
UCCAUUUUUCAAAAUCUCUUUCUCCCACACACACACUCUCUCUCUCUCUAGCUUGAAGAACAAGCUUGGUAUAGUUGUUUCAACGGGCUAUUUUAUCGAUCUCUUUCACAAAUAAAGAAGAAGGAAGAAGAUAUCUUUGAGUUGGUAUCUCAAGAAAAUGGGGAAGAAAGAGCAGAAGGAUCAUUCAACAGUAGAGAGCGACGACAAAGUUGAAGCUGUUCUUCAUCUCCUUCGUAAACAUUCUCCUCUCACUCUCAAACAGGAGAAGUUCUGUAACAGAGCUUGUGUCAGUAGAUUCUUGAGAACAAAAGGAGACAAUGUGAAGAGAGCAGCUAAACAGUUAAGAUCUUGCCUUUCAUGGAGAUCUUCUCUUGGCAUCGAGAGCUUGAUCGCCGACGAGUUCACGGCGGAGCUAGCUGAAGGUCUUGCCUAUGUCGCCGGUCUUGACGACGAGUGUAGACCCGUUUUGGUUUUCCGCAUUAAACAAGAUUAUCAGAAGUUACAUACGCAGAAACAGUUGAUUCGCUUGGUGGUCUUUACAUUGGAGGUGGCAAUCUCAACCAUGUCCAGGAACGUCGAAGAAUUUGUCAUCCUUUUCGAUGCUAGUUUCUUCAAAUCAGCAUCAGCCUUUAUGAACAUACUUGUGACUACACUCAGAAUAGUUGCAGAGUAUUAUCCUUGUCGACUUUUCAAAACAUUCGUCAUCGACCCUCCCUCUCUUUUCUCCUACCUCUGGAAGGGCGUUCGUGCAUUCAUGGAUCUGUCACCGACCACGACGAUUGUAUCGAUGUUAGACUUCCAAGACUCGUAUGACUACGACGACUUCUCUUCAUCAUACCCAUCACGAGUCUCCUCCCUCCGUUUCGACAAGUCACCAACAAAACCAACGGACAAGAUUAGCUCCUCCGCAUCCUCUAGGUUCGCCUUCACCGUGUCCCGCGACGGCCUCGACACGGUCAAACCGUGGUGCCUCACUCUCACCGACACGUCUUCCUCGUCCAAACUCGGACACACGAGCGCGUACAUAUCACCGCUAAACGCGCGUUCUUUCUCCUUCGCGUCACCCGCGGCUAGGCGCGAGCCCAUCGAUGGACCAAGGAGAAGCUUUUUCGCUUCCACGCCGAUGCCAGCUAGGACUAGCGACCGUCACUCUAUCGGAACCCUCCGUGACCCGCGAAUACCUCGUCCGUCUUUCUUCCAGUCUCCGGCGGUGUUUUUCCGGCGAGAGUCGCAUGUUAGUAAAAGUGAGAAGCCGCGGGAUACGUUCGUUCCUUUCCUCAAGUUCUAUCGUAGACCGUACGAUGAAAUGACUUAUAGGUCAAAGAUGCGGCCCCCACUCGGUGGUCUUGUCUCUAUUGUUUCUAGCCAGAUCAGACGCCGCCACGUGUCUUUAUCUCAAAGGUUCUAACUCAUGAAGCUAUCAACCAGUUAAAGAAGUACGUAGUAUAGUAUAUAACUUUUGUUACCAUUUUGUGGCCAUUUUAUUAUAAGAGUUAUCCAUUAUUGUUUGUUUCUAUCAUAUGUAUGUUUAGUUCGUCAAGAUGUAUUUCUAAUAAUUUUGAUCAAUUGUUUAUUUAUUCA